Messenger RNA from Carassius carassius (crucian carp), 4732 nucleotides. Its product is annotated as thrombospondin type-1 domain-containing protein 4-like. The transcript is spliced from 17 exons. Gene Ontology annotation, biological process: extracellular matrix organization. Lineage: Eukaryota; Metazoa; Chordata; Actinopteri; Cypriniformes; Cyprinidae. Gene Ontology annotation, cellular component: extracellular matrix. Gene Ontology annotation, molecular function: metalloendopeptidase activity. The coding region runs from base 189 to 3614 and encodes 1141 amino acids. The record is from RefSeq and is a predicted model, not a curated record.
CCUCCCUCUCUUACUCCCGAGGAGUGAGUGUGUGUGUGUGUGUGUGUGUGUGUGUGUGUGUGUGUGUCAGAGUAGAGAACGAGUCUGAAGAAGCGAGGAAAAGUUCGCCAAGCAGCUCGGCGGAUCUGGUGUUUGUUUCAGUUUCUUUCCCAUCCCUGACGCAGAAGAGCCGGAUCCGUGAGCAGAUAAUGAAGGCUGUGAGCAGAUUGUGUGCAUUUUGGUGUUGUGUGUUUGCUGUCCUGUCCUUAACAACAGCUGAGGAUGCAGAGAAACCGGCGGCCGGACGAAAGUCUCGUCAGGCAGAAGAGGAGGCGCUUGAAGGAGUGUGGGGUCCAUGGAGCGAGUGGGUGGAGUGUUCUCAGACCUGUGUAGUGGGCGUGUCUGAGAGGCGGAGACAGUGUAUGCCGCCGCCCCAAACUCCGCCUCUUAUGUGGAACCGACCGGCUUACGUUCCACCAGGUGUCCCGAACAACACCCCUGUGAUUUCUGCGGUCAGACCCUACUACAACUCCUUGUAUCCCGUCAACGAGCCCCCUCCAUUUGGAGCAGGGGGCGCUGAGAGGUCCCCAUACUUUUCCCCACCUCUCCAAGCCAAUCCAAAUCCUGGAUUACCGCUCUACCGAAACGAAGCCGGUGGUUUUGGGUCAGUGCAGUUCGGCUCACCAAAUCAGGAGCCGGUUUCAAUGUACCGUUCACCUUCCUCAUCCGCUUCAGUUCCCUACGGGAGAGUUCCCCCACGGUCGCCCAAUCACGGCAGAGCUGUAGCCAGUGGGAGCAGGAGGUCGGUUUCCACCAAUAGGAAUCCAGCGUCUGUAAGAAGGUCUAGUUCUUCUAUUCGUCCCGGACAGUUUGGGUACGGCAGGGUGCCGUUCUCUCUUCCCUUACACAGACAAAACCGUCACGCUCGACACACACACCGCCACAACACCACCACCACCACAGCCAGUCUGGGUGCUUUCAGUGUGAACUCCAGCACACCUGUGGAUAAAACACAGGGAGAAGUAGAACAAAUGAUCACAGACACUGUUAAUAGAGAACCAACGGAGACGGAAAAGGAGACGGAGGCAGCAGACGAGGAGAGUGAUGUGGCAGCAGAGAAAACAAGUGAUGGAGAGCCGCACAGACGUGUGGAGAGAGUGCAGGAACACAAGCGAAUCACACAUUCACAGCCCCUGACCCAGAGACAUGUGGCCCGCGACAGACGUAUCGAUGGACGCUCUUCUCGCCAAGUCCCACACUCCUACACACACACUAUCCACCGAUCACACACUUCCAGAGAGCCUCCUCCCUACGGCCUCCGGACUCCCACAAACCCCAACUCCGAGCCCUGGGUCCUGCAGAACGCUGCUCAGCCCUCCAGAAACGAAGCUGAGAGGGACGCCCACAACUACAGAUGCUCUGGACGGGACACAGAGCACCGCAGGUGCAGCCUACAGGCAUGUCCAGGUGCUCCAGUAAGCUCCAGGGCUGAGCAGUGUGCAGCGUUCAACAAUCAAGAGUUUAUGGGACGCGUGUAUGACUGGGAGCCUUUCACAGAAGUGGGUCUGGAGCAGCAGUGUGAGCUGACCUGUCGACCGGUCGGGUAUCGUUUCUACGUGCGGCAGGCGGAGAAGGUACGAGAUGGAACGCCCUGCGCAAAUAACACACCCGACGAUGUGUGUGUGGGAGGACGCUGUCUGAGCGAGGGCUGUGACGGUGUGUUGGGCUCGGGGUUGGUCCGGGAUCGUUGUGGCAUGUGCGGCGGGGGAGACAGCACCUGUGAGAGGGUCACAGGAAGUUUCCUGAACACCAGCGUCCCACUGGGCUACCACAAAAUCCUGAACAUCCCACCCGGAGCCACGGCCAUCAACAUCACUGAGAGACGAGCCAGUCCCAACUAUCUGGCCCUGCGCAGUGGAACGGGUCAAUCAGUGGUGAACGGACGCUGGGCGGUCGAUCCUCCAGGAGAGUAUCAGGCUGGAGGAACUACCUUCCUGUACAGCCGACCCAAAUCUGGGCCUCAGGAGCAGGGAGAAGAGAGAGGAGAAACCCUCACUGCUCUUGGACCCACAACAGCCCAGCUGCAGCUAUACAUUAUUUUCCACAGGCAGAAUCCAGGCAUAGACUAUGAAUAUUACAUCCCAGUGGAGAAACGGAGGGACGGAGAGAGAGAAGUACACAGAGAGAGAGACCGAGGACGGGCAGCGGUCCGAGAAAUCAGUGGCUUCUCAGUGGCAGUGGAGAAUCCUAUUGCUGCUCCUCCUGUGUCAUCUUCUGCCUCCUCACCUCCAUUUUCAUUCCCUUCCUCCUCAUCUUCAUCAUCGUCUUCCUCUGUAUCUGAUCGAUGGCCACAAGAGAGGCCCCGCCCACAGGGCUUAGGACCCAAUCGGAAUGCUCGAAUCCCUCCAAGAACGGACCUCCCAUUGGACAAUCAACCUGCGUUCGUGUGGCGAAGGGGUGCGCUGACAGAAUGCACUGCUACCUGCGGAAAAGGCUCUCAGUACAGAGAGAUUGUGUGUGUGAGUCGACACACAGAACAGGAAGUCCAUGAGCGGAGGUGUGACUCUGCAACCAAACCUGCGCCGGAGGAGGAACUGUGUAACGUUCAUCCCUGUCCACCGUUCUGGGAUAUGGGCGUGUGGUCGGAGUGCAGUGUUUCCUGUGGCUGGGGUGUGCAGCAGCGUCACAUACAGUGCAGGCAGAGUUUUGGGAAUCGCUCCACCAUGGUUCACCCUCAGCGCUGUGCCAGUCUCAGCCGCCCCAACGCCACGCAGCCCUGCCACCCACACGUCUGCUCGCGCUGGGAGAUCAGCACCAACUGGAGCACGUGCUCAGUGGAUUGUGGAGUGGGAAAGAGAUCCCGGAGCGUGCGCUGUGUCAGUGACCAUGGCAACACUGUGAGUGACAGGGAGUGCAGUGACAGGCUCCGCCCACAGCACACAGAGGACUGUCACAUGGGUCCUUGUGUCACGAACUGGUACUUCACGGACUGGACAAACACUUGCUCUGCAACGUGUGGGCCGGGCGUCCAGCGGAGAGAGGUGGUGUGUUUGACCGGCGGAGGCAGGAGAGGAGACAGAGGAGAGGAGUGUGGGGGGGAGAAACCGGCUGAUAUGAAGGCCUGUAACGGGGGCCCCUGUACACCCACCCACCUCUGGUACACCGGACCCUGGGGACAGUGUAACGCAGCGUGUGGAAGCGGCACCCAGCGCAGGGACAUCAUCUGCGUGAGGAAGACAGGAAGUGACUUCACCGUGAGCGCUGCCAGUGAGUGCUCACACCUGGAGAAACCGUCUCCCGUGCAGUCGUGUGAGCUGCAGCCCUGCACACCGCAGUGGUUCACCACCGAGUGGAGCACGUGCUCUCGGUCCUGCGGUGAAGGGGUGCAGACGCGGGAGGUGCGGUGUCUCACUGCAGACAAACAGCACAACACAGCCUGUGAUCUGGACUCAAGACCUGCCCAUGAGCGCUCCUGCAACACCAUACCCUGCAGUCCCUUCGAAGAUGAGAACUGUAAGGACAGAAGACAUAACUGUGUAAUGGUGGUCCAGGCUCGACUCUGCGUCUACUCUUACUAUAAGACCGCCUGCUGUGCGUCCUGCACCCAGAGUGCUCAGCGGGCCAAAAGACACUAACCCUGCACAAGCCACAGAGACAUCAGGUUCAGAGAUUCACCAUCAGAGCCAAAACUCAGCCAAUCACAGUUCUAUCAGAAGAAACAGCCAAUCAGAGGCCAUUCAGGUUCAAAAGGAAUUCCAAAAGAGAAUUCCAACUUGAGAUCAGGAUCCCUUUAAAGUUUGAAAAUGUUACCACAUAUGGACUCAUAGGCUCAAAUGAUUGACAGUAGCUCUUUCCCCAUUGGUGAUGAGUGUUUAAUACACUAUCCUGUCAAAUACUCAACCAUUCCAGGUUUAUUUGUGUGACUAAAGUAUGAUAAAACACGCAGAUAAAGCAUCAGUACACACCUAAUGUGUGUCCUUCGCUCCUAAGUAUGUUGCAUUAGCACUAAAAACAUAAUUUUUUUGUUAGAAAGUAAAAAAAGCUAAUGAUUUUCCAAUUAAAAUUAUAUACUUAUUGCAUAAAACUUGUGAGCAGCGAUACAUUUUUACGUACACAUUGAUCCUCCCCUUUCAAAAAAAACCUUUGGCCUUGUCUCAGUCCUCUAAAUGGCCCUUAAGAUAUCAGUACUUCAGCAAGGACAUAAAUAUUCCAGCAUAAGUGCCCAGAUUGUCUAAAAAUAGCACACUUAGUGCUGACAGUCAGUCCUACAGAUCGUAUUUGAGUGCAGUGUGAACAGAAACCUGUAAAUCUACUAUGAAUCUAGUUCAUCAUUAAGCUAUAAAGAGAAGAUUAGCAUCAUGAUCAGCUCUCUUUAUUUGAUUCAGUCUUUAUUUCUUUAGGUUGGUUUUGUCUGAAUGUAUAUCAGUCCUUGUGUGUGUGUGUUUGUGUGUGUGUGUGUGUGUGUUUCAUGUCUGAGAGUUUAUGUAUAUUAUGUAUAUUAUCACAUACUUUUAGACAGGUAGCAGAUAGUCUUUAGAAGAAUAAAAAGAUGCUUUAUAUAUAAAACAGGAAACAUAGCUAUUUAUCUAUGAUAAAAUACAUAUAAUUUAUUUUUUUCUUAUAUGGAUCAGUUGUUGUCUUUGAAAAAUUCAAGAUCAACUUGUUGCUAUACAUUUAUGUUGCUUUGUUAUGGAAUAAACAGUGUGUGCAGAUCUUACAAUUAUUAUUCAUAAUAAACAAACCUAAAAUCAGA